GCAGCCAUCGAGCAGAGCAUCGAGCAGGAGGAAGGUCUGAACCGCUCCUCGGCCGACUUACGCAUCCGGAAAACGCAGUUCGUGGAGGUGAUGACGGAGUACAACGCCACCCAGUCCAAGUACCGCGACCGGUGCAAGGACAGGAUCCAGAGACAGCUGGAGAUCACCGGCCGGACCACCACCAACGAGGAGCUGGAGGACAUGCUGGAGAGCGGGAAGUUGGCCAUCUUCACGGAUGACAUCAAAAUGGACUCGCAGAUGACCAAACAGGCCCUGAACGAGAUCGAGACGCGACACAACGAGAUCAUAAAGCUGGAAACGAGCAUCCGGGAGCUGCACGACAUGUUUGUGGACAUGGCGAUGCUGGUGGAGAGCCAGGGCGAGAUGAUCGACCGCAUCGAGUACAACGUGGAACACUCGGUCGACUACGUGGAACGAGCCGUGUCGGACACCAAAAAAGCCGUAAAGUACCAGAGCAAAGCCCGGAGGCCAGCUAACCAACCGGCCGACCGCCCAACUAACCAGCUAACUACCCACCCAACCAGCUCCCAACCCAUCCGACCGCCCAUCUAA
Molecule: messenger RNA, 573 nt
Organism: Haliaeetus leucocephalus (bald eagle)
Lineage: Eukaryota; Metazoa; Chordata; Aves; Accipitriformes; Accipitridae
Product: syntaxin-1B-like
Exons: 6
Biological process (GO): exocytic insertion of neurotransmitter receptor to postsynaptic membrane; intracellular protein transport; vesicle fusion
Cellular component (GO): endomembrane system; SNARE complex; plasma membrane
Molecular function (GO): SNARE binding; SNAP receptor activity
Source: RefSeq, a predicted model, not a curated record